CGCCUCGGUUUGCAUCCGGGUCCUUGAGCUUCGCGCUCCGCACGCUGGUUGGGUAGCUCUGGGAUUGUUGGGUGGGAGCUGUUUCCGCAGUUUCAGCGUCUGUAGAGCGAGUGGGUCAGCAGGUUUGACUUCUUGUUCAGGAAGCUGUACAUCACAUAAUGAGGCUCGUAAUUCUUGAUAACUAUGACUUGGCUAGUGAAUGGGCAGCCAAAUACAUCUGUAAUCGCAUCAUUCAGUUCAAACCCGGAGAGGACAGAUAUUUUACAUUGGGUUUACCAACAGGGAGUACACCUUUAGGAUGUUAUAAAAAACUAAUAGAGUACCACAAGAAUGGAGACCUUUCUUUUAAAUAUGUGAAGACCUUUAAUAUGGAUGAAUAUGUAGGUCUUCCCAGAAAUCAUCCUGAAAGCUACCAUUCUUAUAUGUGGAAUAACUUUUUUAAGCAUAUUGAUAUAGAUCCUAAAAAUGCUCAUAUCCUUGAUGGGAAUGCUGCAGAUUUACAAGCAGAAUGUGAUGCAUUUGAAAAGAAAAUAAAAGAAGCUGGAGGAAUUGAUCUUUUUGUUGGAGGCAUUGGUCCAGAUGGUCAUAUCGCUUUCAACGAGCCAGGAUCCAGUUUAGUAUCAAGGACAAGAUUAAAGACUCUAGCAAUGGACACCAUUUUGGCAAAUGCCAAAUAUUUUGAUGGAGAUUUAUCGAAAGUGCCAACUAUGGCUUUAACAGUUGGUGUGGGGACAGUGAUGGAUGCAAGAGAAGUAAUGAUCCUCAUAACAGGUGCACACAAGGCAUUUGCUCUCUACAAAGCAAUAGAAGAAGGAGUAAAUCAUAUGUGGACUGUUUCAGCUUUCCAGCAGCAUCCCCGAACUAUUUUUGUGUGUGAUGAAGAUGCUACUUUAGAAUUAAGAGUUAAAACUGUGAAAUACUUUAAAGGUUUAAUGCAUGUGCACAAUAAACUUGUGGAUCCACUAUACAGUAUGAAAGAAGGAAACUGAAGGAGAUUGGAGCAAAAUACUGCUUGAAUGAACAGAAUUUUUUUAAUACAUGAAUUUUCAGCUAUGCAAUAUGAGAAAACAUGGGGAAUUUAUGAAGAUUGCCAUUUCUGAAGUCCAAUAUCUACAUGUUAAACAUUCCAUAUUUAGAACUUGUCCACUUUGUACUAAGGUUUAGGAGAAGUAGUUGGCUCUCACAGUUAAUCAGCUGUUUAUCACCAUAAAGUACAAAAGCCACACAGCCACUCCAUAAACAACAGAAAUAUGUCUGAUUAAAAAUUUAUAGAUGAAGAUUCUGUUUACCAAGUACCAUUCAUAUGACUCAAUGGCAUUCUUAGAUUUUUAUUUUUAAUCACAUGAAGACACUCCCUAGCCUUUUGGAAAUCAAAACUAUCACUGUAAACCUUUUCUUUUGGAAUGCUGUUUUAUAUUUUCUGUGCAUUAUGCACAAGCUUUCUGCACGUGGUUGCCUUAGUCAUCUUCCUGCAGUCGCAUCUGGAUGUCAAAAGUUGAUAAUGUUAGUACAGAAAAUUUGAAGAGAUGACAGUGCCUAAAAGUACACUUUAUGUCCUUUUGGAAAGUAUGUAUAGGUGCAUGAUUUUUGUGCACCACCAUCCAUGGCACUUUUUUACAAAUGUGCUCUUAUUUUUUAUUUAAUGACUUGGUUUUAUGCUUUUAAUAUAAGUAUUUUGGCAGUUACAAGCUUUAUACCUAGCAACACACCUAAGGAAAUUCUUUCGAAGAAACUUUUCCUGGUAUUUGUUAAAACUUCAUAAAUGACAAGCUUUAUUAUAUGUCUAAAAUGAUAAUAUCAAGUAUAUAUUAAAUGAAUGACUGUAAACUUUUAGAUUGCCAUAACAACUUGCAUCAUUAAAUUUCAAAUAAAAAUAUAUUUUCUAUUCUUAA
This is a messenger RNA of Manis pentadactyla (Chinese pangolin), 1892 nucleotides long. RefSeq names its product glucosamine-6-phosphate deaminase 2 (gene GNPDA2). The transcript is spliced from 7 exons. Gene Ontology annotation, cellular component: cytoplasm. The record is from RefSeq and is a predicted model, not a curated record. Lineage: Eukaryota; Metazoa; Chordata; Mammalia; Pholidota; Manidae. Gene Ontology annotation, biological process: N-acetylneuraminate catabolic process; N-acetylglucosamine catabolic process; D-glucosamine catabolic process. Gene Ontology annotation, molecular function: glucosamine-6-phosphate deaminase activity; identical protein binding. Bases 159 to 989 code for a protein of 276 amino acids.